This is a messenger RNA of Lathyrus sativus (Indian pea), 1431 nucleotides long. NCBI's taxonomy places the organism in Eukaryota, Viridiplantae, Streptophyta, Magnoliopsida, Fabales, Fabaceae. The record is from the annotation of a GenBank genome assembly.
AUGUUAAAGAAAAAACCUCUACCAUGGGGAACGCAACAAACUGAAGCAGUGAAAGCCUUAAAGAAAAUCGCACGAACUCCUCCUGCUCUAAAAAUCCCAGGGAACGGAAAAAGAAUUCUACAGACCGAUGUCAGUGAUCAUUAUUGGGGAGCAGUCCUGAUAGAAGAAAUUGAAGGAAAAAGAUACUAUUGUGGCCAUGCCAGUGGCCAAUUCAAAGAAGCUGAAAAACACUACCACACCACCUACAAAGAAGCCCUCGCUGUAAAGAUGGGGAUCCAAAAGUUUGACUUCCACCUAAGAGGCUACCAGUUUGAAGUCCAGAUGGAUAACUCCUCUUUCCCUAAGAUCCUCGAAUUCAAAAAUAAGAUGCCUCCUGAUCCUCAAACUCUUAGGCUCAAAGAUUGGUUUUCUAGAUAUGAUUUCUCGGUGAAACAUAUCAAGGGAGCUCAAAAUGUAAUCCCAGACCUACUAUCCAGACCCAUGAAACCCAUCCAGAUCAUCACAGCCAAGCACACUUUCCCUCUAAUUCUUAUGGUCAAACCAUUACCACCCCAUGCAUCCAAAACAAAGAAUCUUCCUCCAGGAAUAACGACAUCCUCUUCAAUGUCCCAACUCAAACAGUAUGCCAGGAACAAUCUUUUCUAUUACACGACAAAAAUCAUAAGGAACAAAUUACCGGAUCAUAGUCCUUAUUUCCCAGAUACACCUUUUCUCCUGCCAAUUUUAAUAAACCCAUAUGCUAAAUUCACAAAAAACCAUUUAUGGUAUAUUUGGUGUGCCACUUGUUUGUACUACAUGCCUGUUCUUAUUCCCACUGAGGCCAUGUAUCAACAUAUAACGGAUCCCGAAAAGCACAAGUCUUUGAUUUGGACCACUCUUAAAUGGUAUUCUCCAUUACAAUGGUGGAGAGAUCAAUUAAAACUAGUCAUCGACGAGGUCAACGAGCGAAAAUUAUCUUCAGAAGAUAUUACUAAACUCAAGUCUGUUUUCUUUCUACACAUGCCCUAUGUGAUAGAUCCUGCAACUAAAUUGCUCAAUUGUAAGAGUUAUGUUCAUCUAUGGGAAACCCUUGAUGAAUAUCCUCCCAGUCUAAAAAUCACAAGGGAAUUACUUGAGUAUGUUAACUACAUUAAUCUCUAUGAUCCAAAGAAAAUCGAUGAUAGUUCAACUUGCAUACAUCAUGAAAAAUUCAAAAGACCAGAAGUUGGAGAAAGCUCGGCUCAAGCCACACAACAGAAACCAGAUUCUCCAAUGGAAGCUGAAUUCUCUGAAGCACAGGUGGAAGAAGCUAACAUGAGGUUGGCGGAUCACACCUACAUGAUGGAGGACAUCUGGCAGCAUGAGUCAUCUCGCUAUGGAGAUUGCUUUUCUGACGAAAAUUUAUCUGAUCAGAAUAUGUCCCCCUCUCAUGAACCAAUUUGCAAAGACUAA